AUGGCAGAGCUGCCCUGACUCCCCCGCUGCACCGCGCCGCCUCCGCCACUGCCGCCGCCCGCUCCGGCCCGGAAUGAUCUGAACCCUCCGGCGGAGACGCACCCGAGUCCAGCGCUAUCGCCCAUCGCAGACCUCAGUGCCGGGAUGGAUGUGUUUAUGAAGGGCUUGUCCAAGGCGAAGGAAGGGGUCGUUGCUGCAGCAGAGAAGACUAAGGAAGGGGUGGCGGUGGCAGCGGAGAAGACCAAGGAAGGCGUGCUGUAUGUGGGAAACAGAACUCGGGAAGGCGUGCAAAGUGUGGCCUCAGCUGCCGAGAAGACAAAAGAGCAGGCAUCCCAGCUGGGUGGAGCCGUCUUCUCAGGUGCUGGCAAUAUUGCAGCUGCCACAGGCCUGGUCAAGAAGGAAGACUUCCCCACUGACCUGAAGCCGGAGGAGGUUGGUCAGGAAGCUGUGGAGGAGCCACUGAUAGAGCCACUGUUGGAACCUGAGGGUGAGAAUUAUGAAGAGCCACCACAGGAAGAAUAUCAGGAAUACGAGCCAGAAGCAUAAUGGCCAUCCCUGCUCCCGACACUUCCACCAGCAGCACAAUAACAAUAAUGACCCUCCCCUUCCCAGCCCUCCUCCGCCUCUCCAAAGGAAAGCUUUGAGGCAGAUGGUGACGGAGAGAAGCCCCCCACAACCCAUCCUGCCAUGAGUUCUUCCUCCAGUUCUGCUCCAAGGGACCUCAUCGGGAUCUGUGUUUUAUGUAUCGUGGUCUUUAGCGUUAAGAGAAAAACAAAGAAUUCUGAAGACAAACCCUGACCGCAGCGGUUUGUGUAUGUGCGCUCGCAUUUGUGAGCCCGGCCUUACUGCCCUGUCUCCCUCCCAGCACAGUAAGGCCAGGCUUCCUGUGUCUGUAAGAAGCAUGUUGUAUCUUCUCCGUUUUUAAGCAGAACAUUCCAUCAUCUUGGCUGGGACCCCGUGCUGGGCCUGCUGUACAUUUGCUUGCACGUGAAUCAUGCCGACUCCGCUCCAUUACCAUUGGUGGAACUUUUUUUUAUAUCUCUGAAUGGAUUGUUUACACCUUUGUGAUCUUUCCGUUUCCUGACCCCCCUGGUCUUGUAAAAGAGACUCCCUAAUUUGACGGUGCAGAAGUCGUGUCUGUGUAUCCCAAACAAAAGGAAUACCUUCCCUUUCCUGGCCCCCCCCCCAGCGCUCUGUGUUGUGACUGUGGCAUGGAUCUAUACCUCCCACUGUCGCUGUGUGUGCAAUCCUGGGGCAGCUGCCAGUGACACAGCUGCCCCUGUGUCCAUGAAUAAAGCCAACUCUUGUCUGUA
Euleptes europaea (tarantolino) is the source of this 1313-nucleotide messenger RNA. RefSeq names its product synuclein beta (gene SNCB). The transcript is spliced from 6 exons. Gene Ontology annotation, cellular component: neuronal cell body; axon terminus; cytoplasm. The coding region runs from base 145 to 546 and encodes 133 amino acids. NCBI's taxonomy places the organism in Eukaryota, Metazoa, Chordata, Lepidosauria, Squamata, Sphaerodactylidae. The record is from RefSeq and is a predicted model, not a curated record. Gene Ontology annotation, biological process: synapse organization; chemical synaptic transmission; synaptic vesicle endocytosis. Gene Ontology annotation, molecular function: cuprous ion binding.